AUGGGAAAGCUUUGCAGAGCUUCGGUACUAUAUGGUCCCAAAGACUUGAGGCUUGAAGAAAGGGAACUCGAGUCUCCUGACUCUACAGAGCUACAAAUCGCCAUUCGAGCUACAGGCCUUUGCGGUUCCGAUCUACAUUACUACCAACAUUACCGGAAUGGAGACAUCCAAGUCACAGAACCUUUAUCUUUGGGACAUGAGUCUGCUGGAGUCGUUGUCGUCGUUGGAUCACACGUGGGCGAUUUCAAAGUGGGAGAUCGGGUAGCAUUGGAGGUCGGGCUACCUUGCGGAGAAUGCGAAAGAUGUCGAGAAGGGAGAUACAAUAUUUGCCAACAUUUGCGGUUCAGGAGCUCCGCCAAAGCAUCUCCUCAUUUCCAGGGAACCCUUCAAGACAGGAUCAAUCACCCAGCAUCAUGGUGUCACAAACUGCCCGACCACGUAUCAUACGAUGUGGGAGCCAUCCUCGAACCAUUGGGUGUAGCAAUACAGGCAUCCCGGCGAGCUCAAAUAGCGCAAGAGAGUUCAACUCUCGUGCUCGGUGCUGGAGCUGUCGGGCUACUGUGCGCGGCUAUGGCCAAGGUGGUUGGCUCAAGCCAUGUCGUGAUCGCAGAUAUUCAGCAAGAAAGGGUCAAAUUUGCUACUCAAAAUGGCUUUGCACAUGAAGGGUUCACUGUACCCUCCAAACGAGGUCAUAAUAUCGAUGAGAAGCUUCAAAUUGCGAAAGAGACUGCAGCUUCGGCAACCGAGAAAAUACGGAAUGGUACUGGUUCAACUGGUGGAUUCGAUGUGGUCCUCGAAUGUACAGGUGUCGAAGCUUGUACUCAGGCUGCCAUUUAUGCCACACGGCCCGCAGGAAAAGUCGUGAUCGUGGGCAUGGGCAAUCCUGUCCAGACACUGCCCAUUUCGGCCGCUGCACACCGUGAAGUCGACAUCCUUGGAACAUUUCGCUAUGCAAAUACAUAUCCCCAAGCAAUAGAGCUUGUGUCAGGCCACAAUCCACUGCUGCCAGACCUUGGAAAGCUCGUCACACAUCGUUUCCUUGGUCUUGAUGAUGUCGAGCGCGCCUUCGAAAUGGCAGCCAGAGCAAACGACGCAGACGGCAAUCUCGUUCUAAAAGUGGUAGUAGAAAGCAAUGAUGCCUAG
This is a messenger RNA of Letharia columbiana, 1143 nucleotides long. RefSeq lists its product as uncharacterized. Gene Ontology annotation, biological process: D-sorbitol catabolic process. Lineage: Eukaryota; Fungi; Ascomycota; Lecanoromycetes; Lecanorales; Parmeliaceae. Gene Ontology annotation, molecular function: L-iditol 2-dehydrogenase (NAD+) activity; zinc ion binding. The record is from RefSeq and is a predicted model, not a curated record. The transcript has a single exon. The coding region runs from base 1 to 1143 and encodes 380 amino acids.